GGUUCACGCCGUCUGGUUGUGACUUCUUUAUAUAAUCGUUGGUGGUUCCUCUAUUGGUGUCCUUGUGUCGUUGCUUCCUUCUUGAUUGUUGUUGAUGUUGAACCCUCUGAUCGUGAUGCAUCCGUGAUGGAGUCUGGGAUACCUGACUGUGAUCUGCCGAGGGUUCGGGAUACUUUGGCAGAACCUGAUCAGGAUGCGGGGAAGUUAAUCGUAAAGAAGAUGAUGUGCAUCACGAUGAAGAAAACGCACAUGUGA
This is a messenger RNA of Acaulospora morrowiae, 255 nucleotides long. The record is from the annotation of a GenBank genome assembly. NCBI's taxonomy places the organism in Eukaryota, Fungi, Glomeromycota, Glomeromycetes, Diversisporales, Acaulosporaceae.